Molecule: messenger RNA, 1167 nt
Organism: Drosophila suzukii
Lineage: Eukaryota; Metazoa; Arthropoda; Insecta; Diptera; Drosophilidae
Source: RefSeq, a predicted model, not a curated record
UACAAAGUUGAAUUAUUCGGUUUCCUAAUGUGUCGGGUCAAGAGUGUAUCCCCUGAACAGUGUACUUGCUUCUAUGCAAUAUGGUGUAUGGUAUGGGGAACUUUAAUCGGGAGUGGAUAUACGCUGAUUCUUAUUGCCGAACAAUUGAAACUGACACGUACAAUGCAAUUGCAUCAAAGAAUGUUGUCUAUAGCCUUUGCGAUUUUGGGAUUGUCUUAUCUUUUAGCCGGUGCAUUAAUAUACAUCGGUAUGGAAUGCAACAAGUGGGUUGCUUUUAAAUGUGGAAAGUUAUUGAGCUAUGCAUUCGCAAUGGCUUCCCUCCCGGUUCUAUUGUUUACAAUUGUACAUUUCUCCACCAUGCGAUGCUUGUGUCAAUACAUGAGGAGACGCUGGAAAAAAGGCUAAGGGCGCUUAGAAAAUAAAAAGAACAACGUAUCUUGUUAUUAUUAGUUAAAAGAAAACGUAUGCGGAGUUUAUAAUAUAAUAUUGAAAAUAUGCCGUAGGAAAAAGGAGUAACAUCUCAUCAUGUUUUAUUCCAUUUGAGGCAGGCGAGGUGGCCCCAUUCGAGUGGAGGCGAAUCCAUUCCGCACUCAACAGGUUGGGCGCUUGGUGCCUUGCAUGCGGGCUGAUCCAAUCUGGAAACGAAGCCAUUACAAUCGGAGGUCGUGUCUGCUCAAUUGGAGUUGUCGUAAACGCGAGUCGGCAUUAAGGUCUGCUCCCCUCUUCCUCCUCCGAGGGGAGCAACUUGAGCAAAUGCAAAUAUCAUAAUUUCCGACAGCCCAUCUGCGAGGGAACCGAAAGGAGGGGAGUAGGCCACAAAUGGCGGCCCACCUCCGGAUCCACCUCCUCAUCCGCCUUCCUGAGGCCAGGCCACCGUUACGAGGGCAGGACAAAUAAAAUUGUUUCGUCACGCCACCGCGAAGGUUGCCAGCCGCUGGCGAAAUGAGGAUGGCACACGCAAGACCAAAAAGUCCUGGAACGGAACCAACUCCCUCUAGCCAGGCACAAGGAACUCCAAUCCCAGGCCAAGCCCCACCUUCCCUCACGUGCUCCAUCUUUACGACCUGCUCAAACAUCAAGCUUAUUUAUUUACUCUAAAAACAAUACCGGAAAAUUAAUAGCAAUUUGUUGGGGUUCAUAAAUUUGUCGAAAUAAAUGUCCUUAACU